This is a messenger RNA of Strongylus vulgaris, 432 nucleotides long. Lineage: Eukaryota; Metazoa; Nematoda; Chromadorea; Rhabditida; Strongylidae. The record is from the annotation of a GenBank genome assembly.
AUGGUGAUUGAUGUAAUCGUUUCAGGGAAGGAUGCAUUCGUUUUACUGGAAUCGAUCAGGACUUGCCAAUUUUUCGUAGGAGGUUACUUCCUUUGCUCCACUAACGGCAAGGAAAGUUGUUUAACCUCUGCGGCUGAUUCAAAAGAAGUUCUUUCUACCGAAACGGGAUCCCCUUUGUCGAGUGCUAACGAGGAAGGCGAUCGAUCAUACACAGAAAAGUUAGACUCUGUUCAUGCUGAAACCGAUAGCGUUGAGCUUUCGGAUCACGAAGAACUUAAGUGUAUGGCGAAUUCCGUCGUCAAGGAAGAGGUUCCUGGAAAGCCAACCUCAAACUCUAUUCUUGCGUCAGCUGUCGAAGCUAGUGAUGGUAAGUUACUCUCAGAGUCUUUUUUACUUUCACGUCAUGAUUCUAAUGAAUUGGGGCAUCGGUAA